Molecule: messenger RNA, 2031 nt
Organism: Odontomachus brunneus
Lineage: Eukaryota; Metazoa; Arthropoda; Insecta; Hymenoptera; Formicidae
Product: aurora kinase C-like
Exons: 5
Coding region: 398-1402 (334 amino acids)
Biological process (GO): regulation of cytokinesis; protein phosphorylation; mitotic spindle organization
Cellular component (GO): spindle midzone; chromosome passenger complex; spindle microtubule
Molecular function (GO): protein kinase activity; ATP binding
Source: RefSeq, a predicted model, not a curated record
AGCCACGUACUGAAGGAAGGAAGGAAGUACAUAGCUCUACCACAGCUACCAACAUACUGACCAAUCAACAAGAAGUGUUCGUUAUUUUGAAAAGAUGAAGAAGUAAGGUUCCAUGUUUCGUCGGUCUUGGCAAAGUCAGUUUGACCGAAGUGUUUUCGAAUAGUUGUAUUCAGCAUAGUAUUAUCCUGAAUAGCAAUUUAUAUGAAGUAAUACAUUGUGUGAACUUAGUAUAAAAUUCGUGUGUGUGUAAACAAUUUAUAAAUUGAUGGUAAAAGGGCCAUUGAAAGUACAGGCCUGAAAUCAUAGAGAGAGAGAGAGAAAUUUAUAAACUGACGUUCAACAUUUGAAAGAUAUUAACGGUCUAUUAUUGCAAAACGAGGCUAAAAUAAAAUACACAAUGGAUAAAGAAAAUAACAGGACAUGCCAUCAGUCAUCUUCACAAAUGUUGAAAGUUAGCAAUUUUAAACACUUAAGUAUUUCUGAUACUGAACAAAGUGAUAAUAACAUCGCGAAGAAAGAAGUCCAAUGCGAUGAAGACCAGAAAGUUGAUAGUACAACUGUAGAUGAUGCAAAUACAGAAAACCAAAGCCGCAAGAAAUGGACAUUGAUGGAUUUUGAUAUUGGCCGCCCUUUAGGAAAAGGAAAAUUCGGCAAUGUAUACUUAGCUAGAGAAAAAAAAUCCAAAUUUAUAAUAGCUAUGAAGGUGCUUUAUAGAGUACAGAUAGAUAAAGCAAAUAUCAUGCAUCAAGUACGAAGAGAAAUAGAAAUUCAAAUCCACUUAAGACACCCAAAUAUUUUGAGAUUGUAUGGAUAUUUCUAUGAUGACAAGCGAAUUUAUUUAAUAUUAGAAUAUGCACAAAAAGGAGAACUUUAUAAAGAACUGCAUAGCCAACCCAACAAACGGUUUGAUGAACAAAGAACAGCCACUUACAUGGCGCAAUUAGCAGAUGCAUUAAAAUACUGUCAUAGUAAGAAAGUUAUCCACCGUGACAUUAAACCUGAGAAUUUACUUCUUGGAGCAUAUGGUGAAUUAAAGAUAGCUGAUUUUGGGUGGUCUGUACACGCUCCUUCUUCUCGAAGGGAUACUUUAUGUGGCACUUUAGAUUAUCUGCCCCCAGAGAUGGUAUCUGGCAAAACACAUAAUCAUACUGUUGAUUUUUGGAGUGUUGGCGUACUAUGUUACGAGUGUUUGGUUGGUCAACCUCCCUUCUAUGCAAAAAGUAAUGAUGAAACUUAUAUGAACAUCACAAAGUUGCGAUAUACAUUCCCGAGUUUUGUCAGCGAAGGUGCGAGAGACUUAAUCUCUAAGCUUAUAGUUGUCGACCCGGAAAAGAGAUUGGAUAUGGAUGGCGUCCUUGUACAUCCUUGGAUCGUAAAAAAUCGUAAAACAGAUAAGGCGUGAGAUACAUGACGAUAUAUGUUCUUAGUAAAAUUAGGCCAAUGUUAACAUAUUUUAUAAAUCUAUUGCAAUACUGACUUCUCUGAACAAACACCAGAAUAUCAAUAAUUAAUAACUGCCAUAGACUAUCCAUAUAUUAUCCUAAUUAUGUAUUUAACAUUUUCUUUUAUAUAUAAAAAUAGUCCCUUAGUUAAAUUUUCUUUUAUAUAUAAAAAUGGUCUUGGGAUUCAUGUUUAAUAGAUAAUAGCUUUUCUUAGGCUAAGAAUGAAUUUGCUCAUGCUAUAAUGUACUUAGUUGGCUGCACUAAUUCACUCUAAUGCUUGGCUAGUAUACAUUAGCAGGAAAUAAUGCAGGCAACUAAAUUCAUCAUGUCUUAAAAUGCGGCCUUUAUAUAGUUUCGCGAUAUUUUAAUUACUCUCUAUUUUAUUUAAACAACUCUAUUUUAGCGAAGUAGACAUCAAUUGUAACUGUCGAUAAGUCAAAUGUAUGUGAAUACGCGGUCUGUAUGAGAUGAUAUAUUAAAUAAUAUUGAAUGAUGUAGGAGAAAUUUUUGUAAAAUCUUAUUUUAAGAUAUAUCGCGCGCUCGAUCGAAUUUGCAUACGUAAUAAAAAAAGAAAAAAAAAAGAAAUAAA